This is a messenger RNA of Xiphias gladius (swordfish), 1811 nucleotides long. RefSeq names its product F-box and leucine-rich repeat protein 14b (gene fbxl14b). Gene Ontology annotation, biological process: SCF-dependent proteasomal ubiquitin-dependent protein catabolic process. Bases 596 to 1798 code for a protein of 400 amino acids. The transcript has a single exon. The record is from RefSeq and is a predicted model, not a curated record. Lineage: Eukaryota; Metazoa; Chordata; Actinopteri; Istiophoriformes; Xiphiidae. Gene Ontology annotation, molecular function: protein binding. Gene Ontology annotation, cellular component: SCF ubiquitin ligase complex.
CACUCUGCCUACAAAGCCAACCUAGCUCUAUCUUCCCUGCUUUUCUAUCAUGGAAAGGUUUUUUAGUAGGUGGCGUUAAGAGUGUCGGUUUUAUUUUUACUUUCUUGUACUGAAAUGUACGACCGUCUGGACCCCCGCUCGGCCGAGAGAGGAAGCCUUUUUGUAGGUAUAAUACAAGGAAGCGUCGUCUGAGAGAGGGAGAGAGAGGGGGAAGGAUUGACGCUUUUUCCUCCUCUCCUCCUCCUUCUUCCUUUCGCCCCCUCUCCUCCUCUUUUUGGCGGAGAGAGGGGUUGAGGCAGGAAUAAACGCUUUUUUUUGUUUUUUUCUUUCUUUUUUUUUAUUGCAUUUGAAUCCUACUGCGCAACCAGACCGGAUCACGUGGGAUUGGAGAGAGUUAGAUCGAUUUUGCACAGUUCAGUGUGGAGACAAAAAGAGAGAGAAACAAACAACUCUUUCUUUUUUACUUCUGUGGAUAACUGGGACUGUUGAUACUUUUGCAUUAUUGCAAGAGAAGGGGGGCUGUUUGAGUGGGUUCUUUCUUUCAGCCUUGGAAGUGUGGAGUAUUAAUUCUUAUAUGCCUGGGUUUUGAAAAACAAUGGAGACGCACAUUUCGUGCCUCUUCCCGGAAAUUUUGGCCAUGAUUUUCAGCUAUCUGGACGUGAGGGACAAAGGCAGGGUAGCCCAAGUGUGUAUCGCUUGGAGGGACGCAUCCUACCACAAGUCAGUGUGGAGGGGGGUGGAGGCCAAGCUGCACCUCCGCCGGGCCAAUCCCUCCCUGUUCCCCAGUCUCCAGGCCAGGGGUAUCCGGAGGGUCCAGAUCCUCUCCCUGCGCCGCAGCCUGAGCUAUGUGAUCCAGGGAAUGCCUAACAUCGAGUCCCUCAACCUGUCCGGCUGCUACAACCUCACAGAUAAUGGGCUGGGCCAUGCAUUUGUGCAGGAGAUCCCAUCACUGAGGGUUUUGAACCUGAGUCUGUGCAAGCAGAUCACAGACUCCAGUCUAGGUAGGAUAGCCCAGUAUCUGAAGAACCUGGAGGUACUGGAGCUUGGUGGCUGCAGCAAUAUCACCAACACUGGGCUUCUCUUGAUAGCCUGGGGCCUCCACAGGCUCAAGAGCCUAAAUCUGAGGUCCUGCAGGCAUGUCUCGGACGUGGGGAUUGGACACUUGGCGGGUAUGACCCGCAGCGCAGCGGAGGGCUGCUUGAACCUGGAGUAUCUGACACUCCAGGACUGUCAGAAACUGACGGACCUGUCACUCAAACACAUUUCCAAGGGGCUGACAAAGCUCCGGGUACUGAAUCUGAGCUUCUGCGGGGGCAUCUCAGACGCAGGGAUGAUCCACCUCUCCCACAUGGCCUCCCUGUGGAGCCUCAACCUACGCUCCUGUGACAACAUCAGUGACACGGGCACCAUGCACCUCGCCAUGGGCACUCUAAGGCUCUCUGGGCUUGACGUUUCCUUCUGUGACAAGAUAGGGGACCAGACCCUGGCGUACAUUGCCCAAGGGCUGUAUCAGCUCAAGUCCCUGUCCCUGUGCUCGUGUCACAUCUCUGACGAUGGGAUAAACCGGAUGGUGAGGCAGAUGCACGAGCUGAGGACCCUGAACAUUGGACAGUGUGUGCGCAUCACGGACAAAGGGCUGGAGCUAAUAGCUGACCACCUGACCCAGCUGGCAGGCAUCGACCUGUAUGGAUGUACCAAGAUCACCAAGAGGGGACUGGAGAGGAUCACACAGCUCCCCUGCCUUAAAGUGUUGAACUUGGGACUCUGGCAGAUGACAGAGAGUGAGAAAGUGAGGUGAUUGGAAAUUUUUU